This is a messenger RNA of Oldenlandia corymbosa var. corymbosa, 2518 nucleotides long. NCBI's taxonomy places the organism in Eukaryota, Viridiplantae, Streptophyta, Magnoliopsida, Gentianales, Rubiaceae. The record is from the annotation of a GenBank genome assembly.
GGUCAUAUCAUCCAAGUCUAUUACAGCUUGUGGCCCAAUAAAUAAAGUCCACUAUCAUAAUCCUAAUUUCUAAGCAUAUCUGCAUAUCCAAUUUCACACUUCCCAACAAACUUUGACGUCAUCCGAUCGGUGACAGCCUCUCCAUUCCAAAUUUCCUUCCUUUUCCCGUUGAUCAUUUCAGGGAGUAGUAUUUAUUUACACUCAAAACUUCACCUUCACCUUGAUCAUUCUUUCAAACUCCAUCUCCACGAAACCUUCGAAACUAUUUUGAUCUCGUUGCCGAUCAAUUGAGUUCCUUUGCUUGGUUUGUAUAAAAAAAAAAAAGGUACAGGAAAAGAACCCCCUUGUAAUCAUGGAGUCAGGUGGAAAUGUUAGCCACAGAAUUGCCAGAAUUUCAGCUCAUCUCAACCCACCAAUUCACUCCCAGGAGGGAACUUCUGUGUUGAUGAGGGAGAAUUGCAGGGCAAAGGGAGGCUUACCUGGGUUUAAAGUUGCAAUCUUGGGCGCUGCAGGAGGCAUUGGCCAACCUUUGGCUAUGCUCAUGAAGAUGAAUCCAUUGGUUUCAGUUCUUCAUCUCUACGAUGUGGUCAACACCCCUGGAGUUACCUCAGACAUUAGUCAUAUGGACACUGGUGCCGUGGUUCGUGGUUUUCUGGGAAAAGAGCAGUUGGAGGAAGCCCUUACUGGCAUGGACCUUGUCAUUAUUCCUGCUGGGGUUCCUAGAAAACCAGGAAUGACAAGAGAUGAUCUUUUUAACAUCAACGCGGGGAUCGUUAAAACUCUCUGUGAAGGAAUUUCGAAGUGCUGCCCCAAGGCCAUUGUCAACGUAAUCAGUAAUCCAGUGAACUCGACAGUCCCAAUAGCUGCAGAGGUUUUUAAAAAGGCUGGCAUCUAUGAUCCAAGGCGACUUUUGGGAGUCACUAUGCUUGAUGUUGUUAGGGCCAAUACAUUUGUGGCUGAAGUUUUGGGGCUCGAUCCCAGGGAGGUCAAUGUACCUGUAGUAGGGGGGCAUGCGGGAGUUACAAUUUUACCUCUUCUGUCUCAGGUUAAACCUCCGUGCUCUUUUACUGCAGAAGAAACUGAGUAUCUAACUUCCAGGAUUCAGAAUGGUGGAACUGAAGUUGUUGAGGCUAAAGCUGGUGCCGGAUCUGCAACUUUAUCAAUGGCAUAUGCUGCUGUUAAAUUUGCCGAUGCAUGCUUAAGAGGCUUGAGAGGAGAUGCUGGUGUUGUUGAAUGUGCUUUUGUAUCUUCUCAGGUGACGGAGCUACCUUUCUUUGCAACCAGAGUACGCCUUGGCCGUAAGGGGGUUGAGGAGAUAUUCCCACUUGGCCCACUAAAUGAAUAUGAGAGGUCUGAAUUGGUGAUGUGCUUUAAUUACUUCAUCAAUUUCAUCAUUAUGCAUGAAUUACCCAGCAUUUCAUUCAUUGCUUUGUCAAUUUCAUCGUUAAGAAUUACACUGGAUUACAUUCAGCUGCCUUCUUCUUUGUUGAUUUCACUGUAUUAGCCAACCCAAAUUUGUUAUCAUGUUCUAAUUGUCAUGGAAAACAAAAGAAACUAUCAUCAUGUUCAAAUGUAGUUUUGAUGGUUGCUUUGUGCCUGGCAGUUUUGUUCUAUCAACUAUGAAAAUGGCAAUGACUCCAACCUAUUUUGGAAAAUGACGUCUAUUUUGAGGAAGGGAGUAUAACUUACACCUUUCCUCAUAACUUCAUGCUUAAAAUUCAUGGUUUUGACAACUACUCUAUGCCAAAAGCAUAUAGAUACAGCUUACCCUCAUCUAUAUUUAUCUGUGCUUGUCAGGGCUGGCUUGGAGAAAGCAAAGAAGGAAUUGGCUGGAAGCAUCGAGAAAGGAGUUGCAUUCGCCAGGAAAUAAGUUGCCAAACCACAAGAUCGACCAUCAUCGAUGAUGAUGUUGUUAAGUUCAGUGUGGACUCUGAAGGGAGUUCCCUGCGUUAGAACUUGGAAUAAGUUGUUGGGAUUGUAUCAGAAGUCAAUACAGAAGUCAGAGAUGAAAAUAAAGCCUUAUCCUUCUUCUCUUACCUGCUCCCAUCUUCCAAACCGAACCCCCUCCAAAUAUGAAAAAUGAAAAACUGGGAAUAACUGGAGGUUUUCAUGGAAGAUUGUGAUUUUUGGUGUUUUUGCAUUCAUUAUCUACUAGUACAUUGUUCUUAAUCUAGUGUUUAGUUUGCUCAUUGGGCUGGUAGUGAGUGUUUUAUACCAUUCCACUUCAAGGGGAUCUCAAUCCUUAAGACUCGGCUCUAUGUGGGCUUUAUAAACAAACUCCCUUGCAUUGGGUCGAGCCCUCAUUGUUAAAUAACAUUUCUAAACUGAAGCAACGUUUUGGGCUUUGGGUAAAUAUGAAUUUUGAUCGAUGAUUCACUGCUAAUUAGCAUCAAUAUUGUGUCCAGGGAAAUCCAUUUCUCGUGAAACAGUAAAACGCAGAUAGAGAUACAGACAUUCUUGAUUCUCGAGUAUGGCAGGUGAACAGAAAACCAAUUCUGAAGAGUAGAUUGAUCAAAAC